Messenger RNA from Phyllopteryx taeniolatus (common seadragon), 1102 nucleotides. It is a transcript of the gene bglapl, whose product is annotated as bone gamma-carboxyglutamate (gla) protein, like. Gene Ontology annotation, biological process: response to vitamin K; bone development; osteoblast differentiation. Bases 101 to 679 code for a protein of 192 amino acids. Gene Ontology annotation, molecular function: hydroxyapatite binding; calcium ion binding; structural constituent of bone. Lineage: Eukaryota; Metazoa; Chordata; Actinopteri; Syngnathiformes; Syngnathidae. The record is from RefSeq and is a predicted model, not a curated record. The transcript is spliced from 4 exons. Gene Ontology annotation, cellular component: extracellular region.
AAGAGUAUAUAAUGGAGCUCGCUUCGGGGGGAUAGAAGCAGAACCGACGAGCUCGUCUGAAGGACCAACUAAAGAACUCAGACUUGGACAUCAAGACACCAUGAAGACUCUGAGCCUGCUCGCCAUCUGCGCUCUCCUCUCAGUCUGCUGGGCCACAGGAGUCGUCGAGUCUUACGUGGACCACGAUGGCGACUCUGACCACUCAGACAACGGCGACCUCGCCGAUGCCGGCGACCUCGCCGAUGCCGCAGACCUCACCGAUGACGGCGACCUCGCCGAUGCCGCCGACCUCGCCGAUGACGGCGACCACGCCGACUCUUCAGCAUCCGACUCUUCCGACUCAUCGUCAGACUCGUCCGAUUCGGACUCUGACUCAAACUCUGACUCAGAUUCCGACUCUGACUCUGAUUCCGACUCUGCCUCGGAUUCUUCCUCCUCUUCAUCCGAGUCAGCCAGCACUGAAGCCUCUCAAGAUCACUCUCAAGACGACUCUCACGUGCUCACGAAGCGAGACGUGGCUUCCGUUCUGCUGAGGACGAGACGCCAAGCCCCCCUCUCCUUUUACCACAUGGAGCGUCUGAGAGAGGUGUGCGAGCUGAACACGGGCUGCGACGAGAUGGCGGAGACGCAAGGCAUCGUGGCGGCCUACACGGCCUACUACGGACCCCCUCCCUUCUAAGCGUCGCCUGCGUUUGUCUCUCUUUCGUCGUGCGCGUCGUCUCCCCCCCCCAACAAGAGGCAGACGAAGAGAGAUUCCGGUUUGGACCACGUUGUGAUUAUGCAGACGCAGGUCACAAACGUUUUGCACAAGCGACGUCCAGAGAGGUGCACAUAAAGUAUGCAGUGGCCCGUAUAUGUUGAAAUGUUUCCGCAGCCCUCCUUCGAAAAACCCCGCGAAUGGUGCUAAAAUGUCUUUGAAUGAUUGUAUUGAUGUAUUUAUGGCACGCUUCAGCAGCGGCUCUCGUAAUGAGCUCUUAGAUGUACCGUCUGCAGUGUUAGUGGCUGUGCACAGAGUUUGUGAAAUGCACAUGAGUCAUCUGCCAUGGCCGUAACGACACAUUGCCUCUGGAUUUCAUAGAAAUAAAUUAUUUUAUUUGUCCAA